Brassica napus (rape) is the source of this 749-nucleotide messenger RNA. Its product is annotated as light-harvesting complex-like protein OHP2, chloroplastic. Bases 121 to 636 code for a protein of 171 amino acids. The record is from RefSeq and is a predicted model, not a curated record. Gene Ontology annotation, cellular component: chloroplast thylakoid membrane. The transcript is spliced from 2 exons. NCBI's taxonomy places the organism in Eukaryota, Viridiplantae, Streptophyta, Magnoliopsida, Brassicales, Brassicaceae.
AAAGCCGUUUUAUGCACAAUGCCGAGACUUGGCCAUAUCUCAUCCACACAGAGAUUGCCAAAAACACUAACAGCUCGACCCAUCAAACAAUUCUUCAACUAAAAACCCCAUUAACGAAAGAUGUCAUUGGCUUCACCUAUUCAGUGUAUCAGGAUUCUUAAUCCAUCUUCUUCCUCUUCCACAACUUCGUCGUCUUUCAGAUUCUCAACGAUUAAGCCAUGUGUCUUCGUCAUCAGAUGUUCUCAGGCAGAAGGUCCAUUGAGAAGACCCUCUGCUCCUCCUACUCUCCGCGAGCCUUCACCUCCGCAAAAGCCUGUUCCUCCUGUACCGUCUUCUUCUCCUCCUCCAUCCCCGCCCCUGCAGAAAACGGUGGCUGUUGAUGGUAAGGGUGUAGUUACGGUGGAGUUUCAGAGACAGAAGGCCAAAGAGCUUCAGGAAUACUUUAAGCAGAAGAAGCUUGAAGCUGCUGGUCAAGGUCCCUUCUUUGGUUUCCAACCCAAAAACGAGAUCUCCAAUGGAAGGUGGGCUAUGUUUGGUUUCGCGGUUGGAAUGCUUACAGAGUAUGCCACAGGCUCAGACCUUGUCGACCAAGUUAAAAUCCUUCUCUCCAACUUCGGAAUUAUAGACUUGGAGUAACAAGAGUUUUGUUAAUUCGUCUUCCUCUGUAUGCGCAUCUCUAAAGAUCUUCAAAUACAUGACCAUUUGUGUAUUCAACCACUUUUUAUCUUCAAGUCAUAUAAUUAUGAACU